GUCAAUAAUAAUUUAUUAUGGGGGAUAUAAAACAGUGUUUUUAGUAAUCGCUAUUUGUUUCCCUCUGUUUAAGCACCUCGCCAUGGACUAUAUCCUUGUUUUAUUUUAGCCAAUUGGGCUUUGGGACUGCUUCCCCCUGAUGACAUCAUCGAAUCAUGACGAUCAUAAACAAUAAUGAUAGAUCAUGUACACUAUUCAUAGAUCACCUAUGUUAACGUUAGAGCUAUCGACAAAAAUUAUUUGGAAAGAAGUGGCAAUACAGCAUGUGCAAUUGAAUGAUCACUAUGAAUUUGGUUUCACUCUCUCUCGUAUUUUGUUAUUAUGAGGCAACGUGCAAUUCAGCAACUUUGAGUCGUACAGCUAUGGAUAAUACUUUGGAGCUGUCUGGUGUGAACGAAAAAUCGGUGUAUAGUUCAGAUAACACUACUGCAAGCAACGAUACACACCAAGAUACACGACAGCGUGGUGUUGUAAGAAGAGACAUGGAAAGAUUUGGAGUCCAAACGGCCAACAUAAGCUCAUCCUUGGUAUCAUUGACGAUCUCGCCAACGGAUGAUUCACCAAUCGAAACAACGAAUGCAUUUUCUACUUCUGCAAUAUCCAAAAGGGCAAGUGUGAUUCCAUCUCUGCCAACAUCAGAAGGCAGUUCCAACACAACGUUUACAAUUGGCAUAGCCGAUACGACUUCUCUAUCGUCCACAAUCCCUUCAACAAUCAACUCAUCCAUUGCAACACCCAAUGCACAUCCAAAUUCAACUAUACCAACACCAAAGGGAAAUUUGAUACCAUCUCAAUCAUCAUCAGAAGCCAACGCCUCGCUGAUUACCACAUCCAUCUCUUCGUUCAAUGUCUCGUCAACGUCUAGAUCAUCGAUCGAAUCAACCGAGGCAGACGUAACGUCAACUAUUCCCACGAGUGAGGAAGGUUUGACACUGUCACAAACAUCAUCAGAAACCAGACCUCCUCAAAUUUCCACCACCACUCCAUCGUCCAAAGUCCCCUUAGGGUCUGAAUCAUCAAUCGAAGCAUACACAGCAACGAUGCCAAAAUCCGAUGCAGGUGAAAUACCAUUGGCAACAACAUCUGAGUCCAGUUCCCCUGUAGUUUCCACACUCGCCAAAACUGAUGCAAAAUUGCAACAUUAUAUUCAAGAGAUUUCUACCUUAAAAGGGGCUACGAUUUCAUUAGGCAUGAUACUUGCGUUUGCAAUAGGCGUGAUUGUGACAAUGUGUUUAAUGCUGAAAAUGAAAUUCUUGAAAAAAUCAGAGACUCGAGCAACAACCGUCAAGAACGUUGGAGUAGAUAUGACUAGCAUGAGUACGGCAUACGCUUUGAAAAAUGAGAACACAAAUGAUGCAGUUGUCAAAAACAUAUACGAGAAACUUGGCACAUUGGGGAAUGACGUACAUGUAGAGGAUUCACUUAACGGACAUACUGAAUUCAACUGCAAUGAUUUGGAAGAUUCACAAUAUGGCAAUUCAGAGUGCCACGGCAAUGGUGUGGACACUGUGGAGGAUUCAGAAUAUGGUAAUACUGAAUUCCUUCGCAAUUAUCAGGAUGAUCCCCAUUAUAGUAAUACUGAAUUCCUGCGCAAUGAUACAGACGAAUCACAGUAUGGUAAUACAGAGUUCCUGCGCAAACAGCAUGUAUCAUAAGGAUCCAUGUCGAAAUUAUAUAUUUGGUUUUCGGAACGGGUAGCCAAGAAAACUAUUCAUGAAGAUCGCAUUCGAUUUUGAUUUUGGCUUAACUGCUUCGUGAUUUCACUCCUCUAACUUAAUAAUUUAUCUAUAAUGUGGCUGUGACAAUCGUGCAUAAUGCUGAAAAGAAAACGCUUGAAAAUCGGUAAUUUUAUCUUGUUUCAAUUAUCUUUGUCCAACCAGUUUAUUUCUACAACGACGUAGUCCCAUUUUCACUGGAUGGCAUCCCC
This is a messenger RNA of Owenia fusiformis, 1927 nucleotides long. NCBI's taxonomy places the organism in Eukaryota, Metazoa, Annelida, Polychaeta, Sabellida, Oweniidae. The record is from the annotation of a GenBank genome assembly.